Trifolium pratense (red clover) is the source of this 1404-nucleotide messenger RNA. RefSeq names its product ACT domain-containing protein ACR11-like. The coding region runs from base 350 to 1231 and encodes 293 amino acids. NCBI's taxonomy places the organism in Eukaryota, Viridiplantae, Streptophyta, Magnoliopsida, Fabales, Fabaceae. The transcript is spliced from 10 exons. Gene Ontology annotation, cellular component: chloroplast thylakoid membrane; chloroplast stroma. The record is from RefSeq and is a predicted model, not a curated record.
ACAAAAUAUCCACACAACCUAACAGAUUAUAAAUGAACGUCUCAGAUAUUUUUUCAAAUAAUCCUGUCUUUUUUAUUUUAUUUUAAUUUUUAAAAAGAGAAACAAACAUUUUCCUUUGACUAAAAAUGAUAAACAUUAACAUAUGAUUCAUUUCAUGAACUAUGUCUAAAAUAAAACAUAUGAAUGAAUGAAUUAAUAAACCGUUUCUUUUCUUUUCUUUGCUUCAAUUUCAUCCACUUCUUCUCUCAUACCCACAUUCCCAUUUUAAGCAAAUUUGUGAUCUUUUCUCUAACCCAUUUCUCAAAAUUUCAUCUUUUUCUCUUUUAACAACAAAAAAAAAUAAAAAAAAAUGUCUAUGGCUAUGAGUGCUUGGUGUCUUGGAUUUCAGUUCAGUGCUGUUACUGAUAAUUGUUUGAGAACUUUGGAAAAACCCAUUUUUUGUGUCCCUUUGUUGAAGGCUUCUUCUGGGUUUGUUGCUACUAAGCCAUGUUGCUUUCUUCAUAAAAGAAGAUUGUUAUCUUCAGGAACAAAGAUUAUCCCUCGAGCGGGAGCACCUGUUACUGAUGUGCAGAGUGGAAAUCAAGCUGAGACUGAUACUGAUCCGACCCCAAUAGUCAUAAUUGACCAAGACUCCGAUCCAAAUGCGACUGUUGUGGAGAUAACUUUUGGUGAUCGGCUUGGUGCUCUUCUUGACACAAUGAGUGCACUAAAAAGCUUAGGCCUCAACGUUGUUAAGGCAAAUGUCUUUCUGGAUUCUUCUGGCAAGCACAACAAAUUUUCCAUCACAAAAGCUGAUACUGGCAGGAAAGUGGAAGAUCCAGAGUUGUUAGAGGCAAUUCGUUUGACAAUUAUAAAUAAUCUGAUUCAGUAUCACCCGGAAUCAAGUUCUCAGCUAGCAAUGGGAGCAGCUUUUGGACUACUACCUCCAAAAGAACAGGUUGAUGUGGACAUAGCAACCCACAUAAACAUUUCCGCCGAUGGUCCAGAUCGAAGUUUGUUCUAUGUGGAGACCGCUGAUCGGCCUGGAUUACUUGUUGACCUUGUAAAAAGUAUUACUGACAUUGACAUUGCUGUUGAAUCUGGAGAAUUCGACACUGAGGGGCUUUUGGCUAAGGCAAAGUUUCAUGUUAGCUACAAAGGUAAAGCUAUCAGCAAGCCUCUGCAGCAGGUUCUUAAUAACAGCUUGAGAUAUUUCUUGAGGCGUCCGACAACGGAAGAAUCCAGUUUUUGAAGGGCAUGUCUUUCAAUUUCAACAAACUGCAUGACAUUAUAUUUUUCUUUUGAAGUAUAAUCAUAUCACCAUGGACUGGUCAUUGGUGAAUGUUUGCAUUCAUUGUUUUCAUAUGGAGAAAAAAAUAAAGAAUAAUUGGAAUGCAUUAAAUCAUAAAACUAAAUUAACAUGGA